This is a messenger RNA of Polypterus senegalus (gray bichir), 1882 nucleotides long. Its product is annotated as translational activator of cytochrome c oxidase 1-like. Gene Ontology annotation, cellular component: mitochondrion. The transcript has 6 exons. NCBI's taxonomy places the organism in Eukaryota, Metazoa, Chordata, Cladistia, Polypteriformes, Polypteridae. The record is from RefSeq and is a predicted model, not a curated record. Bases 174 to 1040 code for a protein of 288 amino acids.
GCCGCACAUUCCGGCACGAAUUGAAUGGCUUUACUUUUGGGGUGGGCUUCUUUCUGCCACCCGCUGCCCUUACCUUUGCCAGCUCACUUGAGAUGCCAAAUUCAUCACGUGCAGGACUCCGCCCCUUCUUCAGCUGACUGCCCACCUUAUUGGAGACCCAUCUGACUGCCCCCAUGGCGAUGGCUGCCCUGCACCUGGCCUUGCGUGGCGUGUGUGUCCACUUGCGGUGCCAGCUGCUGCCGCCCGCUCACCUCAGGCUGCCCCGUGCCCUGCUGCACCUGAGCCCCCCCGUCUCUGCCGGGCACAACAAGUGGUCCAAAGUGAAAAACAUCAAGGGGCCCAAGGACGCCGCCCGUAGCCGCCUGUUCUUGAAGUUUGCCAUGAUGAUCAGGCUCGCCGUCAAAGAUGGAGGAGCAAACCCAGAGUUCAACCAGCAGCUCGCCAACGUCAUCGAGCAGUGCAGAGCCAAGAACAUGCCCAAAGCGUCCAUCGAGGCGGCCAUCAAGGGAACGGAUAAAUCCAACGCAUCUGUCUACUCGCUCUAUGAGGCCCGAGGCCCUGGGGGGUCCUCUCUGUUGAUUGAGGUGCUAACUGACAACAGCACGCGCUCCCACCAGGCCAUCAAGUACAUCCUCGGCAAGAACGGGGGGUCAAUGUGUAAUGGCGCCCGACACAAUUUUGAACGAAAGGGGGUAGUGUUGGCAGCAGCAGACGACCACGAGAAGAGUAUGGUACCCCUGGAGAGAGCCCUGGAGCUCGCCAUCGAGGCCGGAGCAGAGGAUGUGCGAGACACGGAAGAAGAGGAGCGGCCCCUGCUGCAGUUCAUCUGUGAUGUCUCCUCUGUCCACUCGGUCCGAGAAUCACUAACAGCUCUGGGGGUCCAGACGGUCUCGGCCAGCCUGGAGUACGUCCCCUGCACGAUGGCCCAGCUGUCCGACGCUGACCUGCAGUCGGCGUCCCGUCUAAUCGAGCUGCUCAACGACUCUCAAGACGUGCUACGCGUGUACGACAACAUCGAGGCCCAAAGUGAGCAGGACUGAGGGGCAGCGAGUGGGCGUUAGCGUUUGGGGAGCCUUUGUGAACAUCGCUGGAAGACUGUGAGUGCCACACUGGCACAGGCCUGGCGCUGUCUCAGUUAGUUUCUGUUAUUUAAUCAGCUUGAACACUUGGCUUGUGGUCUGCCAUGUGCAGCGUGACUGGCACCUCUUGAACUAUGGAAGUGACAAGACCCCCCGAAUAAAAUGCUCUUCAGUCCUCCUCUGCACUGUGCCAGGGCUGGGUGACGUGUGUCGUGAUUAAAUCCAAGAUGGCUGUGUGUUGCAGUCACUUUGGUGAGAUGGACAGAGAAGAUGAAGGAGACAGCAAACGGGGGCCGAUUGUUCUGCUCUCCGCCUCUGUGGACAACUUGAAACGACACCUUCAGGGUCCGGCGAGCUCGAUGGGCUGGAGGGUCGUCUCCUCUCGAAGGGGCCAUCAGCAUCCCAUUUUAUCUGUAGAGCAAAGUUCAAUCUGGCUGACUCUGUCGUGGACCCCCAGGAGACCCUGGCACACUGUCUCUGGUAUGAGAGCCUCAGGCGGUUUUUCUCCCAGGGUUCUGUGUGUUCGUCUCGGUGUGGUGAGCAUCGGGACCUCCGUGAGUCGCCCUGAAGGAGAGCAAAACCAGCAAGUCCUGGCGCCCCCUGUGGUCUGUAACCUUUAAUCAGCUGACGUUUAAUCAAAUCAUAAAGUGACGGGUGGAAGAAAUCGAGAAACGUUUGUAUUUAGGGCCAUUCUGUGGUGUUAGAAGAGUAGACGAUGGGGGCAGACGGACCCCAAAGAGCCGCCACUUCGGUGCCCUUCUUAGGAUUUAACUUCAAUAAACAGAAUGUGAAAAAGAACAAAA